AGAGGGAAAUGGUGACUAGUUUGCGCAGUCAGAUAGAAGGGGCUGAGAGACUCGCUGAGGAGCUGAGACAGGAGAAUGAACACUUGAGACGACAGAGAGAGAAGGAGGAGGAGGAGAGAAUCCAGCUGGAGAGAGAGAGACAGAAACGCAUGGAGACAGAGAUGCUAGAGACCACUCAGCUGUGCGAGAGAGAGACUCGUACCCGUCUGGAGAUGCACAGCCUGCAGGGAGCACUAGAGAGAGAGAAGCUGGACAGAGCACGAGCUGAGCAAGAGGCCGCCGACACUAAAGAUUCCUUACUCAAG
Messenger RNA from Sinocyclocheilus rhinocerous, 305 nucleotides. Its product is annotated as stress response protein NST1-like. The record is from RefSeq and is a predicted model, not a curated record. Lineage: Eukaryota; Metazoa; Chordata; Actinopteri; Cypriniformes; Cyprinidae. The annotation marks the transcript as partial. The transcript is spliced from 2 exons.